AGGUCUCUCUCUCUCUCUCUCUCGCAAAUCUUUCUUUAUUUAUCUGAAUUCCAUCUUGCCUGAUUGUACCCUUCUCAUUUUUAAGGAAAGUUUAUAUACCUUAUUUGACUGUUUUGCUAAUAUUUCCUCUGCUGAAAGAAGUCAAAAAGAAAAACUAUGAAUGCAGUAAUGUGAAUCUUACAUAACUAAGACAUUUAGAGAUCAGAAAAAAAGACAUAAGGUUAUAAAAAAACAGGAAAUUACUAUUACUAUUACCAGACAACCAAUAUUUACUUGAACCACACUUGAUUUCGAUGUAAACUCGGGAUCCAUGCUAUUACUCGCAAACUGAUACGUCUACUAAUCAAAGUUUGACACUUACAAUUUUGAUUUAUUGCACAAAAAACACUAGAAUCAGAUAUAAAUUAUAGGAAUUAUUAAGUGAAAAACUCAUUAGGAUGUUCUGUUCAGUUGGUAAUUACCCCUUUAAUGUUCUGUUCUGGCGUCUUUAGUGAAAGCAAACAUGUUUGGAUCAUAAAUUUGAUCUUUUCUUUUCUUUUCUUCUGUUUUCAUUGUUCUCAUUUGCUGGAGUUUUACAGAUGUUAUUAGGUACAAGAACAUCCGUAUAAAUUAUAGAUUGGAAAUAAGUUAGAAGCCUUAAGUUCCCUUAGAUUCGAUGAGCAUUAGAUCCUUUCUGCAUCAUGGCCAAUUGAAGAUGGGUCGUAAACCUUGUUACGUAUUAAACUGGAAUCAGAAGUGGAGAAGUCACAGCACCAAGUUAAAAUCUGCAAGAAGGCAUUACCAGAAAGAAUUGCAGUUUUUAGGCACCUACAUUUUUCAUGUUCUGCUUUUUCAUUUUCUGUUAAAGCCCAAAAAAAUUAUAAGAUAGUACCACAAGAAGAAAAAAAAAAAGCAAUUUUGGUCUUACAUUACGAAUCGAAACUUUCUCCUUAGUCUGCUAUCAUUUAGCAAGAAAAUGUACUUAAAAAUUAUGACUUUGACUGUGGUGCCUGGUAUGCCAUCUCUUUUUUAACUAGGCAGAGGAGCUGAGAGGGAUGGCAGGUUUCCCAAGAGCAAAUGAAUCAGCUCAUAUUUCAAUUGAGAUGGAAAAUGGUAUGCUUGACCUGGUCAUGGACAAUAACGGUGAGGAAAUACCUUCCAUCCUUAAGCUCACUUACAAACACUUCAAGAGUUUUUUGACUCUAAACAAAUAUCCUGAUAACAUCUCCACAAAUGAGGUAAAGCAUUUUCCGGAUUUUUUGAGACACUGUCAUUUGCCUUCAUCACCAAAUGGGUGGCAGAAGCGUGAUCCAGCGAUUGAAUUCUCUCCGAGUGCAACAAGACUUCAUGAAGCUGGCAUCAAAUUUGAAGUGAAGAAAAACAGCAGCUGUUUAUUUGAUGUCGAGUUCACUAAUGGAGUUCUUCAAAUCCCAUAUUUGGAAAUAGAUGACUUGACAGAAACUUUGUUCCGAAACCUAAUCGCCUACGAGCAAUGUCACUGCAAAGAAAAGUACAUAAUCCACUACAUGGCCCUCAUCGAUAGCAUGAUCAACACUCACAAGGAUGUGGACUUACUAAUCCACCAUAGAAUUAUCACAAGCCGGCUGGGAAGCAAUGAAGAUGUGAUGAUGCUGUUCAACAAUAUCUGUAAAGAGUCUGUGUGCUCUAUUAUAUCUGUAUGA
Messenger RNA from Ilex paraguariensis (yerba mate), 1661 nucleotides. The record is from the annotation of a GenBank genome assembly. Lineage: Eukaryota; Viridiplantae; Streptophyta; Magnoliopsida; Aquifoliales; Aquifoliaceae.